Trichomonas vaginalis G3 is the source of this 435-nucleotide messenger RNA. RefSeq lists its product as uncharacterized. Bases 1 to 435 code for a protein of 144 amino acids. The transcript has a single exon. Lineage: Eukaryota; Parabasalia; Trichomonadida; Trichomonadidae. The record is from RefSeq and is a predicted model, not a curated record.
AUGUUAGAUGAACUAUAUAAAGCAGAACGUGGAGAGAUGGAAAACAAGCUUGAAGCAAAAGACAAAAGCAUUCAGAAAAGAAUACCACGUUCGGUACCAAAAGGAAAGGAAAAGAACUAUAAGUAUAUGAUUUAUACUGAAGAGUUGGAGAAAGAAGAAAACAGAGAUAUGGUUAUGUUGCAUUUAGUCAGAAGAAACAACAAAAGCUUUUACGACCUUGCUAAAAUUUACAAAUCUGACAGAAAUUGGUUCUAUCGCGAAAACUUACCGAUUUCAAUGACCCCAAAUGAAGAUGUGAAACAAAUAGUUCAAGAUACGUUACCUCAAACACACUAUGAUAUUAAAGGUUGUACAAUUUUUACCUUCAAAGAAGAUUUGUCAUUGUUAAAGGAAAAAAUAACAGAGUAUUUUGACAACUUCAAACAAGUAGAGUAA